UUCUUGUUGCAAGGAAGUUGUUAAUUCUUUUAGAAAGGCUUUUAUUAGUUAGGCAAGUUGAGAUUCUUAUAUUUUCUUUCUUGUUUUGUAUUAAACGGCAAAGUUAGGUACUUUCUUAUGACAUCACAAGUACUUUGAGGACUGGACCGAAUUUACUUAGUGGACGAAGCACACUGUCCUUCCAGAUCAUAGCGGCGGCCAUUUUUUUUGAAAUUAUUUUUCACAUUUCUGACGAAUAAAGUGAAACCGUUGAGUAAGGAAUUUUCUUCAGAUUUUAAUCGGGAAAACAUGACUGGUUAUGAGGUAGAAACUGUUGGCAAUGUUUCUACUGAUCUUUACUGCUUUGUCUGCUUAAAGAUUAUGAGAAAUGCUGUCCAACCACCAUGCGGACAUGUUAUGUGUCAAGGAUGUUUUGAUGCCUUAGAGAAAGAUGCAUCAGAAAGGAAUACAGAGCUAGCCUGCAGGAAAUGCUAUGUUGCAAUAACACGAAACAAGGUGACAUCUGUGCCUCUAAUCGACCGAAUGAUUCUUUCCAUUCAAGUUAGAUGUAUUCAUCAUGUAAAAGGAUGUCAAUGGACGGGAGAGUUGGGAAAGCUGGAGAUGCAUCUAACCAAAUGCAGUCACUUGGCAAAUCUUUGUAGUUAUGGUUGUGGAGAGAAGAUACUUCCCUGCAUGGAAAUGCAGCACUCGACAGAAUGUGAAUAUCGCACCAUAAGUUGUGAAUAUGAAGUUUGCGGUUGUGAUAAAAAGGUCAUUUUCAAGGAUUACAGCAGUCAUCUGGAACAAUCACGAGACUAUCACGUGAUGAUUUCCCUACAGAAAAUGGUUGUUUCUGAGAAUGAGAGGAAACUGCAAGGGUAUAUGCAAGUAAAGGGCGAAGUUCAGUCGGCACAAUUAAAGUUGGAUGCCAUUUUAAAAGAAGUUGAAGAGGAAGAGAACGAAAUUAAAGAAGAGAUUGAAACCUCUUUGCAAGUUAUCACUCGAGAUAUAGAAGCGGAGAUAUACAGUUUGAAGCUUCAUGUGGAUAAGAGCGUUAAUGAGUUUGAUCGUAAUGCGCUGAAGCAUGCAGUAAUUACAGACAAUGACAUGGAGAAGCUGAAACUUGAUUGUGACAUGGGUGGAUUGCAGCGAAAGUUGGAUACUGUAUUCAUGGAUCAUCGGAAGCAAUACAGUUGCAAAGCAAAAGCUUAUGCUCGAGACAAGCUAAAAUCAAUGGAAGCUGUUAGGAACAAUGUGUCCAUACUUGCUCUGAAAGCCUCUGGAUAUGUAGACGAUACGCAACUGUGCAAAAUGAUUGAUGUAUUUGAAAAAUCACUUGAAGAUGGAACAAGAAAAGUCAAAAAUGUUUUGGGUAAGAUUGUUGCAAGUUCAGCAAAUCGUGUUGAACAACUGAAAAAUGCGUUUAAACUUGAAGAAGAAUCACUGAGUGAAAGUAUUUCACUAAAGUGUGCUUACCAGACCAGAUUUAAAAAUAUGGUGGACAAUUUUCACAAUACACCAACGCUGUAUCUAUGGAAAGUUGAUGCUUUUGAGAAUAGUGUCAUUGGUUCGAUUAACUGCUUGGCGUCACAUGUUAUAUCGGGUGGUAAUUUAUCAGCACAGCCUUCUUUUUGUCAAUAUUCUGUUGUGUGGUAUAACCGUGCUAACAUAACUGUCUAUCACCGUCCAAUUUCAAUUCCUCCUUCUUCUUUGAUAAAAUUUUCUGUUUUGUCACAGUUGAAUUCAAAGACCUACGAAUGUGACAAUUUUUCUCCUCGCUUAUUGGGACAACCGAAUUACAAUCAAAACGUGGUUAGUUAUACCGUGGUUAGUAACCAGCCCAUUUCUCCACGGCGGCUAGUGAAUGAAAAUGUUUCUUUCCAAAAGCUGCAGGAGAAUGAAAUUCAGAAAAUGCUAAAAAAAACCGUGCAAAGCAUUUCAUUCAACUCAACUAUACAAGACAAAAACAAAGGAGUGCUUGUGGAUGAUGUUGUGUAUGUCAGAUGUGAACUUACAAAUUAAAGAAAAUUUUUACAGAAACAAUCUCUCCUUAGUAGGAUGUACACUAUCAUUAUUCUUACGUCUCUAUUGUUCUAAACUAUAGACGUAUGUUUCUGUCUAAAAUUCCAUCCUGAUAUUAUUAUGAAGCAUAUUCUUAUAAAUGAAGAA
This is a messenger RNA of Hydractinia symbiolongicarpus, 2148 nucleotides long. RefSeq lists its product as uncharacterized. Gene Ontology annotation, molecular function: zinc ion binding. The record is from RefSeq and is a predicted model, not a curated record. NCBI's taxonomy places the organism in Eukaryota, Metazoa, Cnidaria, Hydrozoa, Anthoathecata, Hydractiniidae. The transcript is spliced from 7 exons. Bases 289 to 2001 code for a protein of 570 amino acids.